GUGUGACACAAUGUCCUCGGCACUGAUAAGAUUUUAAACUAAUAUACCUGGGUUUUCCCUCUUCAUACCUGUCCGAUUUGGUCGACUGACUACAAUACGAUUACACUGAAUGGGAAAAUACGUACUAUUUACUUUAUUCAUAAAAUAGACCGACACCGUGCAAGCAGUUGGACAUACAUACAGUUUGUGGAAGUUCUAGAGUUUAACGAGAUUAGAAUAAUGGCUGCCGAGAAGAGGAAGAUGUACGAGAACUUUUUUGACAAGACGGAUGCAAUGGGAGAAAAGGACGGCAAUGUCUCCAUCAUGGAGCUGAAGAAAAUGUUAGUGAAAGAACUGGGCCAGAACAAAACUGAUCGGGAAAUUGCGGAGAUGUUCCGUGAUAUUGAUAAGAAUGGUGACGGCCAGAUCACGAAGGAGGAGUUCCUGAACGAAAUGAUGAAGACUGAGAGAAAAACUGCCGUUAGAGAAGCAUUCAAGAAAAUCGACAAAAGCGGAGACGGAAAGUUACAGCGAGACGAAGUGGCGGCUGCGUUAAGGGAUAUUGGUCAUUAUACGGAGGACCAAAUCAACGAAAUGAUCAAGAAGGCGGACAAAAACGGAGACGGUGUCUUAGACUGUGAAGAAUUUGAAAAAGCUGUGUACUGAAGUAGUUUGCUUUUAUACAAUCUACUCAUUAUACCAUAGUGUUCUAAAACUUGUAGAUAUUUGUUGUAGUCAUUCAGUUGCUUUAAUAGUUUUUAUAGGUUUUAUGAAGUGCGGUUUUUCCUCCUUUGUAUUAUUUGAUAAGAUAGAACUAUUGGACGUAGAUAUUGUAUUGUUGGUAUAUCACCUACUGAAGAGUAGUGUGCCUUAAACCCUUCUAAACAGACGGGGUCACGGUGUAAAGCUUCACGUGGUCGCUGCAAUUAUUUCGUUUUUACUAUGCUCAUUCAUAUCUUGUUUAGAUUUCGGUAUUUCCAAAUUUUCAAUACAUUUGAAACAUUUCAGACUUAAUAGAUCUGGAAAAAAAAAUCCAAGUUCAUUGUACAUGAUAAAAAUGAUUUCAAAAUUAUGAAUGGAACUUUUUAUAACUUUAAAGACUAGUUUUGUAUAUUACAUAGAACUUCAGAGCUAUAACCAGUAGCAUGCGUUAUUACAUUGUACGAACUGUACAUCGAAACAUCAUUUGAUCUAGGAAAUCCGUUCGCUGGUCAACUGACGUGGAGUUUGGUUUUUUUUAUAAACACAAUGUCUUGCCUUCACCUUAAGUUAUGUUUUGUUAAUCGAAUGACUUUUCAGCUUGUUUCAAAUAAAAAUUACCACAUCUAA
Messenger RNA from Ostrea edulis (European flat oyster), 1308 nucleotides. RefSeq lists its product as uncharacterized. NCBI's taxonomy places the organism in Eukaryota, Metazoa, Mollusca, Bivalvia, Ostreida, Ostreidae. The record is from RefSeq and is a predicted model, not a curated record. Gene Ontology annotation, molecular function: calcium ion binding. The transcript is spliced from 3 exons. The coding region runs from base 220 to 645 and encodes 141 amino acids.